AUACUCAGAUUGGUUUAAAAAAAUCAUCUGACUUAAAUCAAGUAGCAUGCGUGUUUGGGUCAAGGAACAGACUCAGAGGUCACCUUACAUCAAAUUAAGGGUUGCUAAAUACUUGACUUGCAAUGUUGCAAUAAUUUCAUUCAAUGCCAAUCAUGAUCAUUGAUUAUAACAGGUGUAUGUAGUUAGUAUGUUACCGAGUAGCAGAAUUUUGUGAAAAUGUAUUUUAAACUCAGGGCAAUUCAACCUUUGGAGAACAGUCCCUAGAGGUGUAAAAUAGAUUUUAUUUUGAGGGGGAAAAAAUCAUGCAUUAUAUAAGAUCUGAUUUUGUUUAGUGCAUUCAAAAUUUGAGAACAGAUUGAUAUAAGAAAUUAUUUAUGUUAGGUUAUCUGAUAAAUGUUAGUAAGUCAGUCUAACAGUAAUAGCAUACAUAGUUGAUUUGCCAAGCUAAGAGAAACUUUGCUAUUCAAUGUAUAUCAAUGUCAUGUGACUAUAAUGAAAAGCAUAAGGUGAGUCCUUAUUUGACUUAUAAUUAAAUUGUUUGAUAUUUUACAUGCUGUCACGGGUUAGUUAGAAAAAGCAAACAUGUGCCAUUUUAUGUCUUUAAUGCCUGCAUUAUUCUCCGUCAUCACAAGAUGUCAGGAUUUCAACUGUUAUUGGUUUCACAAAGGGAAAAAAAAACAUGUACAAAAAAAAAAUAUAUAUGCAGGUUUAGACAAAGCAAUUUUGUGAGAAAGAAGUUUUCAUCCCAACACAGAGGAGUAGAUCUCCUUGUGUGCAACAAUCUAAUGUGAUGCAAACAACAAGAGGAACAACGUAGACAAAGAAGCAGGACAUUUUGGGUCAAGUUAUGAAAAGGAAGCCAACAAAAUAAUACAUUACAAAAUAAGAGAAGAAGUGGAAGACAAUCUUUAGAUAUUGUUAGUGGAUCUUAGUGACUCGUCUGCAGUGGAUUGAAACUUUUGUUUUUCUCUUCAUUAGCUUGAAAAAGCUAUGGCUGGUUUCUGUGCAUUUCAGCAUGGUUUAAAACCAUUGCUCUUGGCUACAUUUCUUCUCCUCUGUGAUGGACAAGGUGGGACAGAAGAGACCAAAGGUCAUUCCUGCUAUGGUGGUUUUGAUCUAUAUUUUGUUCUUGACAAAUCAGGAAGUGUUCUACACCACUGGAAUGAAAUAUAUUUCUUUGUUGAACAUCUGGCACAGAGGUUCAUCAGUCCACAGCUUAGGAUGUCUUUCAUUGUCUUCUCAACCCGAGGGACCACCUUAAUGAGACUAACAGAUGACAGAGAACAGAUCAGACUUGGCCUGGAGGAGCUGAGGAAAGUUCUUCCAGGUGGAGAUACCUACAUGCAUGAAGGAAUUGAGAGGGCAAGUGAACAAAUCUAUUAUGAAAACAAUGAAGGAUACCGGACUGCGAGUGUUAUCAUAGCGCUGACUGAUGGGGAGCUCCAUGAAGAUCUGUUCUACUAUGCGGAACGUGAGGCUAAUCGAUCUCGGGACUUAGGAGCCCAAGUGUAUUGUGUUGGUGUUAAAGAUUUCAAUGAGACUCAGCUUGCACGAAUAGCAGACAGUAAAGACCAUGUAUUCCCUGUAAACGGAGGUUUCGAGGCCCUUCAAGAUAUUAUUGGCUCAAUCCUGAAGAUGUCCUGUAUUGAAAUUUUAGCAGCAGAACCCUCCAGUAUAUGUGCAGGAGUCUCUUUCCAAGUUGUGGUGAAGGGCAAUGGAUUCCGAUUUGCCCGAAAUGUGGAUAGAGUCCUCUGCAGUUUCAGAAUUAAUGAGACCUCCGUUACGAAUAAGAAGCCUCUGGUUGUGGAAGACACAUACCUGCUGUGCCCUGCACCAGUCUUGGAAGAGGUUGGCCUGGAAGCUGCUCUACAAGUCAGUAUGAAUGAUGGUCUAAGUUUUAUUUCCAGCUAUGUGAUCAUCACCAGCACACACUGUGCAGAUGGAACCAUCCUGGCCAUAGCUCUGCUCAUCCUCUUCCUCCUGCUGCUUCUUGCCUUGUUGUGGUGGUUUUGGCCUCUUUGUUGUACUGUGAUUAUUAAAGCACCACCUCCACCACCAGAAGAAGACAGUGAGGAAGAAGAAGACGAUGGACUUCCUAAAAAGAAAUGGCCCACAGUGGACGCUUCCUACUAUGGAGGCAGAGGAGUUGGUGGGAUUAAGAGGAUGGAGGUGCGUUGGGGUGAAAGAGGUUCGACAGAAGAAGGAGCUAAACUGGAGAAAGCCAAAAAUGCCCGGGUGAAAAUGCCUGAACAGGAGUAUGAAUUCCCAUCACCAAAGAUCCUCAACAAUAACUUAGGAAAGCCAAUCUCUUCCAGGAAGUGGUACUCCCCUAUUAAGGGUAAACUGGAUGCCCUAUGGGUGCUACUACAGAAAGGAUACAGUCGAGUAUCCAUUAUGCGACCACAGCCUGGUGACAAGGGUCGAUGCAUCAACUUCACCAGGGAAAAGAAAAUGAUGCCUCCACGAUACCCUUUAAAUAAUGCUCCACUAAUGUCUUCUCCAUCCAGCCCAAUAUAUAUCCCUCCCCAUAACCCAAUCUAUACACCUCCUCCUCCGGUAACCCCACCACCUCAACCCAUAACCCCUACACCAUCUCCAACAAGCCCUCUCCCUCCACCUCCUUUAGCGUCUCCUCCAAGUAGAGCACCACCACCUAGCAGGCCUCCUCCACGCCCUUCCAUCUAAGCCAGUGGCUUAGACAUUUCAACAUCAACGCUUCUGGGGAUUCUUAUAAGAAGUUUUGUCUCUUGCUUGGAUGGGAAGUUCAGCACUUUGGCCAUAAAGAAACCAAAACCACUUUCUUCUUAUGUAUACUACACUGAGAUUGAAUCAGACUGAGCUAUGGAUUUGCUAGCAAUUAAUAUAAAGAUUACUGUCCCACAUUUUACUAUACAGGCAUUCUUACAUGUUUGGUCAUCAUGGGAUCAUAUGACAAACUUUGUUGACAAUCUGAUCAUCUGCUUUGAGCACAAACAUGUUUGGAACUAUGAGCAACGUAGGUGUUCGUUUCCUACCUUGAAUGGAUCUAACCUACUUGCCACCACAAUAGACUGAUAAUAUAAUUGCCAGUGGUGUGUUGAACUUGGUUUAGUUUUAUAAUCAGGUCCUUACCUUUUUGUGUACUGUUAAGUGAAUAUAAUGAGAUUUGGUGUCUACGUUACAUUAUUGAUCAGAGAAGAAGGACAAGAAACCAAGUGCCCUUAAAUAUAUCUCUCAGGGUAAUAGAAUGGCUUUGUGGUCUGGAUGUGUAUGUUUUUUAUUGAUAACUAUGGAAUGUUAGCGUACUGGAAAACAUUUAAAAAUGAUCAUCUCCAUUGAAGAACAUCUACAAGAUUUUUAGUGAGAACCCAUGGAAAUGAAGAGACAUGCAUUCUCUGUAGGGGAGGAUUGAACCCCAUACAGGACCUGACACUUUACAGCAGCAGAAGGCUGGACCUUUGCAAUUUAAAGAAAUACCUGCUAUUGCAGAUUAUAUGAUAAGAAAUUACGUUUAACUUUGAAACUUUGAGAAUACGUUGCUGAUCUCUCUGGCAAAAGAAACGAGUCAAUGAGUGGGAUAACUAAUAUCUAUGUAUACAUUUGCAUUGUCUUUUAUGGUAGUCAUAACAUAGAAUGUAUUAACUAAUGUAGUAGGUUGUGUGGGGGACUGGUUGGUAUCUAUGUUGGGGGCUAAUUUUAGUUUAUCGUCUGCUUCCUUUGUCAAUAACAAAUGCAGUCAGCUCUAUUCCAUCCUCUUCAGGAUUAAGAUUAGACAAAUCUCAUGUUAUUACAUAAUGUUAACAUAUGAAUCUUAAAGGGGUUAAGGAAACUAUAACAGGCAAAAAAGUAUCAUAUGUUCUAAUAUUACAUUAAUUGUUAUAUAUGUAGUUGCAAAUCAAAAGAAAAAAGUACAAAAUGCCUGCUUUAGGCAGUGGCUUGUUUAUGGCACCAGGUAAAUGACCAACCACGUCAUAAGAUAUCCUUUUGUAACAAGGGACAGAAACUCAAAAGGUCUAAAUGUUUCAGAAAACCUGCAACCCUAUCAUAAGAUAAUAGAUUCACCUUGUUUUACAGGAAACAUAUUACUUAAAUGAUGGGCCACAAACGUUAAAUGCUACAGGUAGUAACUAAGGUUAAAAUAAAAUCAAUCAGGACUUCUGUAAUCUGUACCUUCUACAUACUACACGGGAGCGUUUUGUGUCUAGCGGCCAGCCAAUUAACUUGAUGAAAUUAUGUAUGUUCACAGAAUCAUGGUGGAUAUGGCAACCCUAACACCAUCUUAUCCUGGUAGCUGUAAGAUAUAAUGCUCACCCCAAGAGACAACAAGGGACUAGACCUCUUCCUCCCUAUUCCUGGAAGGCAUUCCUGGAAUAGGAAAUUUAGAAGAACUCAAGACAAUCAUAAUUAUUUUUGAUGGGGUAGUUUUCCAAUAGUACCUUGCUUCUUUCCAGUCUCAAACCAUUAGCAAAUUGUGUUUUCCUCCAUGAAAUAGCUAUUUUCCACAAUAUAAAAUAAUCACUACUUAUUUUAGAGUUGCAUUUCUUCUGUAAUAUUUACCAGAUGGAAACAUUGAGUGUGCCAACGGGAUUGUGUAGAACAUGUUUUGCCAACCCAGUCUACCCAUCACAUCUCCAAUGCUAUUUGAUAUUUAAUGUAUCUUUAUGCAAGCUUUGUAUAACUAGUGCUGUGUUGCAUUUUAGAAAUAUAUCCGCACUGCAGUUUUUCCUGAAUUUCACUUCUUCUUGAUGUAUAUAUUGUUGUCUGCUCCUUAUUGACCAGAUAUUAAUUGACACUAUCUGUCUUCCUAGGCAGCAGAUGUAAGUUAUUAUUACGCAUGUGAGGUGUCAUCAUACCAAGCAGUGCUUGUUAUAUUGAGUCUAUUCAUAGUUUGUCUUCCUGUUACAAGAAUGAAAUAACUUUCCACGUCUUAAUUCUAUGUAUUGACAAACAUCUGUUUUGCACAAAAUAAAACAUUACAGAUUUGGGAUUUUCAUAA
This is a messenger RNA of Pelobates fuscus (common spadefoot toad), 4975 nucleotides long. It is a transcript of the gene ANTXR1, whose product is annotated as ANTXR cell adhesion molecule 1. The record is from RefSeq and is a predicted model, not a curated record. Gene Ontology annotation, molecular function: transmembrane signaling receptor activity. Lineage: Eukaryota; Metazoa; Chordata; Amphibia; Anura; Pelobatidae. Gene Ontology annotation, cellular component: cell surface; plasma membrane. The transcript has 18 exons. The coding region runs from base 991 to 2685 and encodes 564 amino acids.